Messenger RNA from Coniophora puteana RWD-64-598 SS2, 1816 nucleotides. RefSeq names its product HD-domain PDEase-like protein. NCBI's taxonomy places the organism in Eukaryota, Fungi, Basidiomycota, Agaricomycetes, Boletales, Coniophoraceae. Gene Ontology annotation, biological process: dGTP catabolic process. Gene Ontology annotation, molecular function: dGTPase activity. The record is from RefSeq and is a predicted model, not a curated record. Gene Ontology annotation, cellular component: nucleus. Bases 16 to 1626 code for a protein of 536 amino acids. The transcript is spliced from 11 exons.
GCUCUUUAUGCACCCAUGGAUGAGCCAGCAGAAACGAUGGAGGCGCCGGAGACCCUUCGCCGAUUCAACGAUCCCAUCCAUGACUACAUUCCUUUCAGCUCGCUAGUUUGCACAUUCAUAGACACCGGACAUUUCCAAAGGCUGAGAUACAUCAAGCAACUCGGUGUAUCCUACUAUGUGUGGCCAGGUGCAUCACAUAAUCGAUUCGAGCACUGUCUAGGCGUUGCAUAUUUGGCCCGCAAGCUUGCAGAGCAUUUGCAAAAGACGCAGCCCUCUCUUGGAAUCACUAACCGGCACAUACUUUGUGUCGAGCUUGCUGGACUCUGCCAUGACUUGGGCCAUGGCCCUUGGAGCCACGUAUGGGAUGGGAUGUUCAUACCCAAGGCAACGAAUGGCAAGAAGAAAUGGAAGCACGAGGAUGCUUCUGAGAUGAUGUUUGACGAUAUGGUCAACAAGUAUAAUCUGGAUAUCAGUCCGGACGAAGUUAUCCUCGUCAAAGCCCUUAUCGCAGGGGAUGUGACGAGAUGCGAGUUAGGCACGACAAUGCCAUUCUUGUUCGAGAUCGUUGCGAAUAAGAGGAAUGGAAUCGAUGUCGACAAGUUUGACUACAUCGCACGUGACGCUCAUGCUAUUGGCGACAGGAACAACUUGUCACUCACUCGUCUCAUUCACUCAGCGCGCGUUAUCAAACACGAAAUCUGCUUCGACAUCAAGGAUGCGAACCAGAUCUACGAACUUUGCUAUACCCGAUUCAGCCUGCACAAACGCAUAUAUAAUCAUAAAACAGCGAAGGCCAUUGAAUAUAUGAUUAUCGACGCGCUCUUGGCAGCUGAACACCACAUGAAGAUUAUUGACUUGAUUGACAAGCCUGACAGGUAUCUUUUCCUGACAGACGAUGUCCUGACCCGGAUAGAAAUGUCCACUGAGGAUACCCUUCAAGAAGCCCGGGACAUUAUUGAACGCAUACGUGUUCGUAAUCUCUACAAAGUCGUGGACUACAAGGUGUAUCCCUGGGACUACAGGGAACGAUGUCGCAAGAACAUCACACCAGAACGGAUUGUAGAAGCGGCACGCAAAGUAGCGUCUGGCUCUGACAACACACUUGUUGGAGAGCUCAGUCCAUCCCACGUGAUAGUGAACCUGUCGCCCCUCCAUUAUGGUAUGGAGGAUAAAAAUCCAUUGGAGUUCGUUCGCUUUUACUCUAAGCAUAGUCCCAUGGUUGCACACCCAGGCAGUCGAGAUACGAUAUCAUCGUUAAUGCCAGAUUCCUUCGGUGAAGUUCUCUUGCGAAUCUUCACGAAGGAGGCACGCUUCUUCGGCAUUAUCCAGCGUGCAUAUAGGGAGUUAGUGCAGACGGCCUUCAACGAAACAGAAGACAUAUGGUUUCCGGAGCCCUCGGGUGUUCUCACUCCCACACCCGAGCCGCCCUCCACUCCUCGUCAAAACAAACGGACAUUCUCUCGCAAUCUCAGUCUCGGGUCUCUAUCUGAAAGGGAUCUUGCUCGUCCAAACCCAUUUACAGAUGCACAGAACUCUCCCCUUAUCCUCAACAUUGAUAACAGGAAGAGGCAGAGAAACGAAAUUGGACAUGAGGGCAGUCCGCCCCACAAGAGGAAAGCGAUGUGAUCGGAUUUGCAUUCAUUCGUGUGGACAAACUUUAAGAUGGUCGCUUAUGAUACGCUCUUCAUAAUCUCCCAUAUUCUCGCGGUAUCCUUGAUGCUUCUUUUGUUUUUGAUGGCUCGGUCUUAGGGAACGCGCCUCGUUACUAGUUACUUAUUAUAAUCACUCACUAAAACCUUUUCAUUUUGUGUGCGGC